Messenger RNA from Meleagris gallopavo (turkey), 3816 nucleotides. The record is from RefSeq and is a predicted model, not a curated record. Lineage: Eukaryota; Metazoa; Chordata; Aves; Galliformes; Phasianidae.
UGGGCAACCUGUUCCAGUGCGUCACCACCCUCUCAAUGAAAAACUUCCUCCGAAUAUCUAACCUAAGAUUCCCCAGUCUCAGUUUAACACCAUUCCCCCUUGUCCUAUCACUAUCCACCCAUAUAAAUAGUCGUUUACCACAAGAAUAGCAUAUGUUAUAUGCAGUUUGGGCUUUUUUAAUGUGUAGCUCUCAUUGCAGUCCUUUUUUUAAAACUGUACGCUGACAUCACUGCAGUAUUUUUAUCCUCUUUCAGAAUAGAUCUACACUGUAAGUAAUUGACUUCUGUCAAAACUGAUUAUAUUUGCUGUAAUGCAGAUGACCAGAAUAUGUACCUCUCAUCACAAUCCCCUUUCAAAACUAAAUGAAUUAUCAUCUUAGAUUUAUAGACAGCAGAACUGAGGUGCAGUAUAUAUGGGAUCAGAAUUCCCACACCAAACUCCCUCUAAAUCAGAUUUUUAUCUUUGGACAGAGUGUGGUACAUGUGUGUAAUAGAUGUGGGUUUUGGAAUGGAAACCAGGAGUUAUACGCUGUUUCAUAGAUUGCACUCUAAAAUGAAGAAAUCUAACUUGUUGCCGUCAUUUUUGUUCAUUAAUCUCUGACUUCACUGUCUUCGUACAAACAUUUGGAGUCACUACAUUCCUCUGCAUUAUGCAUUCUUUUACCUGGAAAAGCAAUUGUGCAUCUCUAUGAGUCACUGAUUUUAAUUUGAAUGAUUUAAAAAAUGUAUGUACUUCCUUGCAUAUGCUUUUUUUAAUUUGAUUUUUACCUACUUCUGUAACUCUGUUAUUAAAACAUUUGAAGUUUUUGUGUUCUUCCUUGGAUUAGUGACACCGUGCAAGAAAAAAGUUUUUCUGCGUACUUUAUGAAAGAAAAAAUAGAAUCUGAAAAUUAGAACCACAGAAUUUGCUUCAGAGUUGUUUGUGGAUUGUGAUGGCUUGUAAAAAUGUCUGAUGCUGCUUUUUUUCCUUCUCUUGCUUUCUCUGCUUUUUUUCCAGAAAAAGUCAUCAUAGGUUUGGUGUCUUAGAAUUAUGGAAUCAAUCUCUAUGAUGGGAAGCCCUAAGAACCUCAAUGAAACUUUUCUACCAAAUGUGGCCAACGGUAUCAAGGAUGCCAGUAAGAUCACAGUAGGCAUCAUUGGAAGUGGAGACUUCGCAAAAUCAUUGACCAUUCGGCUGAUUAGAUGUGGGUACCAUGUUGUUGUAGGAAGCAGAAACCCUAAAUUUGCUGCAGAGUUCUUUCCCCAUGUGGUUGAUGUCACUCACCAUGAAGAUGCAGUAACAAAAACAAACAUCAUUUUUGUAGCUAUUCAUAGAGAACACUACACGUCUUUGUGGGACCUCAAGCAUUUACUCGUCGGUAAAAUUCUGGUUGAUGUCAGCAACAAUACAAGAGUAGACCAAUAUCCAGACUCCAAUGCAGAGUAUCUGGCAUCACUUUUCCCAGAUUCCCUAGUUGUCAAAGGAUUCAAUGUUGUUUCAGCUUGGUCACUCCAGUUAGGACCAAAGGAUGCCAGCAGACAGGUCUAUAUAUGCAGUAACAACGUUCAGGCUCGCCAUCAAGUUACUGAGCUCGCUCGUCAGCUCGGUUUUAUUCCUGUUGAUCUGGGGGCAUUGUCAUCUUCAAGGGAGAUUGAAAACUUACCUCUGCGACUCUUCACACUGUGGAAGGGGCCUGUAGUGAUUGCCAUUAGUCUGGCAACAUUUUUCUUCAUUUAUUCCUUCAUCAGAGACGUAAUCCAUCCAUACGUGAGAAAUCAACAGAGUGACUUUUACAAGCUCCCCAUUGAGAUUGUCAAUAAGACUCUACCAGUUGUUGCCAUCACGUUACUCUCUCUAGUGUAUUUGUCGGGACUUAUUGCGGCUGCUUAUCAGCUUUACUACGGCACUAAGUACAGGCGAUUUCCACCUUGGCUGGACAGCUGGCUGCAGUGUCGAAAGCAGCUUGGACUGCUCAGUUUUUUCUUUGCAGUUGUGCAUGUGGCAUACAGCCUUUGCUUACCUAUGAGGAGAUCAGAGCGAUACUUGUUCCUCAAUAUGGCGUAUCAACAGGUUCAUGCAAAUGUUGAAAAUUCUUGGAAUGAAGAAGAAGUGUGGCGAAUUGAAAUGUAUAUCUCCUUUGGAAUAAUGAGUCUUGGGUUGCUUUCUUUGCUGGCAGUAACUUCUAUCCCUUCAGUCAACAACGCCUUAAACUGGAGGGAGUUCAGUUUUAUUCAGAGCAAGAUGGGAUACAUAGCUCUGCUGCUGUGCACAGUUCACGCACUGGUGUUUGCUUGGAAUAAGUGGGUUGAUGUUAACCAAUUCAUCUGGUACACACCACCUUCAUUUAUGCUAGCAGUUUUUCUUCCUAUUGUGGUCCUGCUCUGUAAAUGCAUACUGUUCUUUCCAUGUUUCAGGAGGAGGAUAAAAAAGAUUAGAUGUGGUUGGGAAGCUAAUACACAGACCAAUCAAACCAACUUGACUUCCAGACUAUAGAUCAAAUAUGGACAUUCCCUAUCUGAUGCAUGUAAAUGUGCUCAAGGCAACAAAAUGUUUACUUGCGAGCUUUGUUUUCAUCUAUUUCUUAGAUGUUUCCUGUUUACUUUUCAUUUCAGUGCAGGGGUAUGGAAUACCUGAUGCAAUUUGAACUUCUGUUGUGACAGAAGUUGGAAAUAUUAAUUUCACACUUUAAUCUAUUUGGUAUUCUGGUAUUUGAUCAUUUCUUUCUUCUGACUCACUGCUCUUAAAAUGCCAGUGCUUCAUUGCUUCAAUCGUAAUUCUUUCACUAGAAAAUGCAAUCAUAAAUCACUGCUCCAGAUGACCACAGAAAGUAAAUAAAUCAUUACACCACAAAAUCCAGGAAUGCUUUCUGCAUCUCACAGCCGUGUUUGUUCCCUGGUUAAAUCUCAGUAUUAUGAAGGGACAACAACUUGAGUAUUUAUUGUCCUGUAUCCCGUUAUCUCCUGCAUCUUAUGUUUAACUGCAGAAGGGAUCCUUUAGCACUACAGCCAAAUGAAAAUUUGCAUUCCCACCAUGUCUUGAAUUUAAACAAUCAAGUAAGCAGAAGUCUGGGGAACUUUGCAAGGGAAAUCUCUCCUGAGGCUUAGGCACAGUACUAAAAAAAAAAAGAGUUUUUAGAUUCAGAUCUACAUCUUAUACAGGACUAGGUGUGUCUGUUUAUUUGGAACUGUAAAAUGUUUUCUUUUUUUUCCAUGAACAUAUUCUUUUGUUUCUGAUGCUGGAAAUUUUCCAUGCUUUUGACCUAAGCCUGCAGACUUUGACACAUGCUAAUCUUUAUUAGCACAAAUUUUUCCAGUGGGGAUAGCUCACACGUAGAAUAAAUAUGUUUUACCAUUUUACUAUAGGGCUAGCACAACUAUGUGACUGGAAGAAAAUUAUUAAAAGCAGACGUUUGAACCAUGACAAUGAUUUGGUGAUAUUUUGUGUAAAACUACUGCUGAAUGCAUUUGCUUUUACUUAAAUUUUAGUGUAUGUUGAUGAAACUUCACUUUCUUUGUUUUACAUAGAUCUGCCUGAAUGCCUUAACUGAAUAAUUCAUUUGUUAAUUGUCUAUUUUAAAUACUUUAUGCAGCAGUUAAUAUUUUCACACAGCAUCAGAAACAUUGUUGCAGUUUUCCUGCAUGAGCUGACUGGGACAUGGAUUGAUGAUGCCACCUAUUGAUGGAAUCAUCCAAAUGAGAAUUGCAGUGGUUCUGGUAUUAAACAAACAAGAAAAUGUCUAUGUAAGAGAAUAUGUAAUACAUGGUGCUAAUGAUUCUGUUUUACAUUUGUGGACACGGUACACUGGGUGUAAAUAAAAAUUAAAUAACUAUUCCUACA